AUGGGGCACCUGGUGACCCUUGCAACCUGUUCUCUGAACCAAUGGGCUCUCGACUUUGAGGGUAAUGCGGAACGCAUUAUCGAAAGUAUUCGCCAGGCUAAAGCCGCUGGAGCCACCCUCCGCGUUGGUCCCGAGCUAGAAAUCACCGGAUAUGGCGUCCUUGACGGGUUUCUGGAGGGAGAUACGUUCCUUCAUUCAUGGGAGAUGCUAGCUCGCAUCAUCGACCACCCCGAUACCCAGGAUAUCGUCGUCGAUGUUGGAAUGCCUAUCAGACACCGCAAUGUGAGAUAUAACUGUCGUGUUAUUUUCUACAACAAAAAGAUCAUCCUCAUUCGCCCCAAGAUGUGGCUCGCUAAUGAUGGUAAUUACCGAGAGCACCGUCACUUUACUCCAUGGCAGCGCCCCCAGGAGGUGGAGGAUUACUAUCUGGAGCAGAUUGUGGGCAACAUUACCGGCCAGUACAAGGUUCCCUUCGGUGAUGCGGUCAUCAGUACCCGGGAUACCUGCUUUGGUCUUGAGACCUGUGAAGAACUGUUCACACCCAACGGCCCCCACAAUGCCUACGGUCUUGCCGGUGUGGAGAUCAUCUCCAAUUCAUCUGGAAGCCACCACGAGCUCAGGAAGCUCGACACACGAAUCAACUUGAUUACGCAAGCCACCAAGCUUAGUGGUGGUAUCUAUCUGUAUGCCAAUCAGCAGGGCUGUGAUGGUGAUCGUUUGUACUACGACGGUUGUGCCAUGAUUGUGGUCAAUGGUGAGAUCGUAGCCCAGGGAUCCCAAUUCUCUUUGAACGAUGUGGAGGUUGUCACCGCCACUGUCGACAUUGAAGAUGUCCGAACAUACCGGUGCAGCGUGAGCCGUGGAAUGCAAGCAAGCAAGCAGUCACCAUAUGUUCGUCUUGAUGUUGACACGAGACUGUCUCGCCGCGGUGAGGAGGCCGAUCCUGGCCUCACAGUCUCCGAGCCGAUCAAGCCUCGGUACCAUGCCCCAGAAGAGGAGAUUGCUCUCGGUCCGGCUUGUUGGCUGUGGGAUUACCUCCGACGAUGCGGUGCAGCUGGUUUCUUCAUCCCUCUCAGUGGCGGUAUUGAUAGCUGUGCUACGUCGGUAAUUGUGCACUCGAUGUGUCGCGAGGUCCUGAAGGCGGUCCGACAAGGCAAUGAGCAGGUCAUCAAGGAUGUGCGCCGACUUUGUGCCAAGCCAGCAGAUUCAGAUUGGCUUCCCACUACCAGCCAAGAAAUUUGCAAGGCUAUCUUCCACACGAGCUACAUGGGUACCCAGAACUCUAGCUUUGAAACGAGAGAUCGGGCGAAGAGACUGGCUGUAGAUAUUGGCUCUUACCAUGUGGAUUUCAACUUCGACACGGUUGUAACUGCCAUCAUGAAUCUCUUCACUGUUGUCACCAACUUCCAGCCUCGAUUCAAAGUUCACGGUGGCGGUGGUGCCGAGAACGCGGCUUUGCAAAAUGUUCAGGCCCGCAUGAGAAUGGUUCUGUCUUAUUUGUUUGCCCAGCUGCUGCCGACUGUCCGCCAACGCCCCGGCGGUGGUGGUUUGUUGGUUUUGGCGUCAUCUAACGUCGAUGAAUGUCUGCGAGGCUACCUCACCAAGUACGAUGCCAGCUCUGCCGACCUCAAUCCCAUCGGUUCCAUCUCCAAGGUAGAUCUGAAGAAGUUCAUCGGCUGGGCAGGCCACAACUUUGAGCUUCCAAUCUUGGAAGAGUUCCUCAAUGCCACCCCCACUGCGGAGCUUGAGCCUAUCACAGCCACCUACGUGCAGUCUGAUGAGGCAGACAUGGGCGUGACUUACGCAGAGCUCGGCGUGUUCGGGUACAUGCGCAAGGUCACGAAACUUGGUCCGUGGAGCAUGUAUGAAAAGCUCCUGCACCUUUGGGGCAAUGAGUACAGCCCACGUGAGAUCUACGAGAAGACGAGGCACUUCUUCUACCAUUAUUCCAUCAACCGUCACAAGAUGACAGUUAUCACUCCAAGCUACCACGCCGAGCAGUACAGUCCCGAAGAUAAUCGCCACGAUCUCCGACAGUUCUUGUAUCCAUCCUUCACUUGGGCAUACAAGAAGAUGGAGGACAGUGUCAAGUUCUGGGAGUCCAAGGGCUGGACUGCCGGAAAGGGACAGAAGAAGAGUGUUAAGGCUGAUUGA
Penicillium cinerascens is the source of this 2154-nucleotide messenger RNA. RefSeq names its product glutamine-dependent NAD(+) synthetase. Bases 1 to 2154 code for a protein of 717 amino acids. The record is from RefSeq and is a predicted model, not a curated record. Gene Ontology annotation, biological process: NAD+ biosynthetic process. Gene Ontology annotation, molecular function: NAD+ synthase (glutamine-hydrolyzing) activity; ATP binding; glutaminase activity. The transcript is spliced from 11 exons. Gene Ontology annotation, cellular component: cytoplasm. Lineage: Eukaryota; Fungi; Ascomycota; Eurotiomycetes; Eurotiales; Aspergillaceae.